AAAUGACAAGCCCAGUUCUUCAAUAGGAUUUCUAUACACGCUUCUAUCAAAAUGUCUCGUUGUGGAGAUGUAAGCUUGUGUGUCCUCGCGUUUCUGCUUAACCUACCAUUGGCGUUGGGUUCCGAAGGAUACUUCUGGCACGUGACGGACAACCAUAUAGAUACGCUAUAUGAAAGCCAACAAGAAUCAUGUAACGAUGUAUUUUCUACGGAAGAGUUGGGCAUCUUUGGCAUGCCAAGUUGUGAUUGUCCACUAAUCUUUCAAAAAAGUUUUGUUGGCGCGAUGGAAUCUUUGGGGCCAGCUCCGGAGUUCAUUGUUUGGACGGGGGAUAUGUCUCCACAUGUGAAAAACGAAAGUGCUUUCAAACCAGAGUCGGUCGUUGUUGCCUCCAUUGAGAACGUAACGAAUUUGAUAAAAGAAGCCUUCCCAUCAACAAAGGUAUUCCCAGCACUUGGAAACAAUGAUUGCUACCCUAAAGAUCAGCUUCAGCCACAUAAUAGUACACUAUAUACUGCAGUCGGUGAGGUUUGGAGGAAUUGGAUAGGUGAAGCAGCAUUGCAGACAUUUCACAAGGGAGGCUAUUACUCUGGCACUAUCAGAGAAGGGGAAAACAUUCUUAUCUUGAACACAAAUCUAUGGAUGGUAAAAAAUGGUCUGACACGAAACUUAAACGACCCUGCCUCACAAUUCAAAUGGUUGGAGGAUGAACUGGAACGAAUAAAGACUGCUGGUGAAAUAACUCACAUAGCUGCUCACAUAGCACUAGGGAAUAAUGAAGACUCUGCCAAUAGCGAUCUCACAAAGAAAUUCAGCGACCGUUUCAACGACAUUGUUGUUAAAUAUUCGGACAUAAUCAUUGGACAGUACUAUGGACACACUCAUGCUGACACAGUGCGAAUGAUAAACAACAAAUCAGGAGAUAAAAUAGUAGGAUCUGCGUUUAUAUCACCUGCAACAUGUGGUACCUCGUGGUAUGGCGGAAACCCUACACUGCGCAUGGUCAGAUACGAAACUACGGAUGUCAAACUUACAGAUAUAUGGCAAUACUAUAUGAACCUUACAAAGGCAAACGCUGAUCCAGAAAACGCAGAAUGGGAACUCGAGUAUAAAUUCACAGAAGCGUAUGGGGUCAAUGACAUAAGUACGGCAUCGCUUACAAAGGUUGUAGACAGCUUCAAAGAGACGAACAGUCCUUACUUUGCAAAGUUUAUACGUUACCGACGAGGCAUGUCAACCUCUAAGUAUAAUGAACAGUCAUGUGAUUAUGAGUGUAAAAAGGGCAUUCUAUGCGGAAUCGAGCAUAUCUGGGAAAACCGUUUCAAACAAUGCCAUGAGAAUGUCCAAUCUAAUGGACAUGUCACUAAAGUCAAUUUUUAUGGAUUCAUACAUGUGUGUUUCUCAAUUUAUAUGCUCCUACACUGAGAACGAUCAUAUGGUCUUAGGAACUGUCACUAGAAUUAUAUCAAAAACUGAGUUGAGAAGUAGAACCUUGACAUAUAAAAUACAUGUAAGACAUUUGUUUUUUUUGUGGUCUAACCUCAAUGUUUUUUGCACCAUUUAUCUGGAUUCUAAAAACAGACACAUGUCAAUGUCAGUGUCAUCGUGUGAAUUGUAAUAAGUAAUAAUAAUAAUCCUUCCCUGGAAACAUCAAAUAACUGUUUUCAGGAAAAAAUAAGCCUUUACAAAUAAUU
Molecule: messenger RNA, 1691 nt
Organism: Owenia fusiformis
Lineage: Eukaryota; Metazoa; Annelida; Polychaeta; Sabellida; Oweniidae
Source: the annotation of a GenBank genome assembly